Molecule: messenger RNA, 414 nt
Organism: Lodderomyces elongisporus
Lineage: Eukaryota; Fungi; Ascomycota; Pichiomycetes; Serinales; Debaryomycetaceae
Gene: ERV14
Product: cornichon family protein
Exons: 2
Coding region: 1-414 (137 amino acids)
Biological process (GO): endoplasmic reticulum to Golgi vesicle-mediated transport
Cellular component (GO): COPII-coated ER to Golgi transport vesicle; endoplasmic reticulum membrane
Source: RefSeq, a predicted model, not a curated record
AUGAACGGCGAAGGAUGGUUAUUUAUUCUAGCAGUUGUUGCCAAUGCUGUCAACUUAUUCUCGCAGGUGUUUUUCACCAUCAUGUAUUCCGAUUUGGAGUGCGACUACAUCAACCCUAUUGAGUUGUGUAAUAAGUUGAACCCAUGGUUCAUGCCGGAAGCUGGUUUGCAUGCGUUCAUCACCGCAUUGUUCUUGGUCAAUGGAUACUGGUUCUGCUUCUUGCUCAACUUGCCAUUGCUUGCAUACAAUGUCAACAAGUUUUACACAAAGAACCACUUGUUGGAUGCCACAGAGAUUUUCAGAACUUUGUCCAAGCACAAGAAGGAAAGUUUCCUCAAGUUGGGUUUCCAUUUGUUGAUGUUCUUCUUUUACUUGUACAGAAUGAUCAUGGCAUUGGUUAAUGACGAACAUUGA